AUGGAUAGUAGACGCCCCGCGAUCGUUAGUUCCGCGCAUUUCCUCCGCCGAUCGCCUUGCGCCAUUGCGCGGAGUUUCCGCGCUCUUGCGCUACUCGCGCUGCUCGUCGCCGCCGCCUGCCCCCGCCCGGCAUCUGCUGGCCCCACGCAGAGUGAAAACCGCACCCUCUCGUUGCGCGGCCGGCGGGUACUGCUGCGACAGAUAGCGCAAUCGCAGGCUCAACAGGUGCACGUGUCACUGGCGGGGGUCGGGCGAGUGCUGGUGUGGUGGGUAACGAGUGGCAACACGCCGGCCAGUGUGGAGUAUGGGGAGAGCCGCGGCAAGUACACCAAAACGGCUUCCGGGAGUGUGUCUCGUUAUUCGCUCAACGGAUACACGUCGGGGUACAUCCACAAGGUGCUGCUGGGGCGGCCCAUGAAGGACGGCGUCUUAAAGCCCGGCACCACCUACUACUACCGCAUGGGAGGCGCGGGCCCCACGAGGGCCUUCAAGACGCCACCGCCAUCGUCCCAUCCCAUCAGCGUGGCGCUCGUGGCCGACAUGGACUCAACGCCAGCAGCAGCCGCCACCAUAUCGCGCCUCUCCCGCACGCCGCACGCCCUCGUGGUCUUCCCAGGGGACCUCGCCUACGCCAACGGCUACCAACCAGAAUGGGACACGUGGCAGUCCCUCAUCCAGCCGGCGGCGUCCCUCCGACCCUGGAUGACAGGCGCGGGGAACCACGAGGACGAGGCAGAUGAAGGCGCGCCGAGCUCGAACCCCUUCAAGGCGUACAACGCGCGCUGGCCCAUGCCUGCUGCUGCCAGCGGGUCGUCUUCGAACCUCUUCUACUCGUUUGACAGCGGCAGCAUUCACUGGGUGGUGCUCUCCUGCUACUCGGACUAUUCCCAGGGAUCAGCGCAGUACAACUGGCUGCAGAAUGUUGGUGUGGUGUACAUGUGCCUGCUGCUGCCAGUGGGUCACCGUCGAACCUCUUCUACUCGUUUGACAGUGGCAGAUUACACUGGAUCGCGCUGUCCUGCGACUCCGACUACACCCAGCGAGGCCAUGCGCCUGGCGCUGGAGCAGACGCCGUAUUACGCCAGGGCUGGAGAUUGUGCUGUGCAUUGCUCCUCUUUUUUAAUUGCUCCCGCCCCCCCUUCUUCCCAACCCCCAUCCCCCCCUCCUCCUCCCCUAUGCUUUGCUUUCCCCCCGGGCCCCCCCUCACAUCUACAGGCGGAUCUAGCCAAGGUGGACCGCAAGGUGACGCCGUGGCUGAUGGCAGCGUUCCACGAGCCGUGGUAUCACAGCAACAAGGACCACCAGCUCAGCGCUCCCCUUCCCUCAACCCCCCCUUUCAACCUACAGGCGGAUCUAGCCAAGGUGGAUCGCAAGGCGGAUCUAGCCAAGGUGGAUCGCAAGGUAACGCCGUGGUUGAUAGCGGCGUUUCACGAGCCGUGGUAUCACAGCAACAAGGACCACCAGAAGAGUGGCGAGGACAUGCGCCUGGCGCUUGAGAAGCUGCUGUACGACGGGCACACGGACGUGGUGGUGUGCGGCCAUGUGCACGCCUAUGAGCGCACGCUGCCUCUAUACAACAACGCCCAGGACCCAUGUGGCAUGGUGCACCUGACUGUCGGCACCGGUGGGGCCGACCUUUACACAAGUUUCCUCUCCCCCAAGCCUGCGUGGUCGGCCUUCCGCCAGGCAGCGUAUGGGUUUGGGGUGCUGUCAGUGGGAGGGGGCGCCAGCAAGGGCGAGGCGGUGUGGAGGUGGAGGCGGAACAGCGAUGCAGCGGGGGUGGUGGCAGAUGAGGCCAGCAUCAUAUCGCAUGCCAGCAGCAAGGCUCCUGCACAGUGCCGGGCGUGA
Messenger RNA from Closterium sp. Naga37s-1, 1848 nucleotides. The record is from the annotation of a GenBank genome assembly. Lineage: Eukaryota; Viridiplantae; Streptophyta; Zygnematophyceae; Desmidiales; Closteriaceae.